AUGAUACAUAGUCCUCGCCGUAUAUCCCCGGCUCUUCAAAAUGACCAACGACUUACCUUUGUCAACUCACCUGCCCGGGAGGCGUCAAUUUACCAUCCUUUACCUUCUCAAAGAUCAAAAUACAUAAAUCAAUCAGACGACUUACACAUAUUUUCGCCAGCACGACCUCAAACAUCCAACACCUGUGUGAGCGACCAGAUACCACAGUGGAGAGACGCCUACUUUGAAAUGCCCGAAAAUCUAGAGGUCCGGGCGGCCGGACUCCACCAAAGUUCACCAAUAAUUCCGCAGUCGUCGAUGACUAAAAGGUUACCAAAGUCUCCGCCAUCCACUAGUACUACUCUCUCUUCAAAGGCCUCGUGUUCAACAAUUGGCUCCCAUUCCAUGUGCACAAGCGACUCGGAGCAAGACUCUCGGCACCUAGAUAGAUCUCUACCACCAUUGCAACUCAAGCAUUAUCCAAAAGAUUACCGUACCGGCUUUGCACUAGCUUCUCCGCAUGAGUUUGACCCGACAUCUUUUGAUUUAAUCGUGCCGACGGAUUCAAUUGGCAAGGAUAAAUCUGAGUACUCAUUGGAAGCCCGCUCCGAUCUACUAUUCUCGCACGAACAUCUCCACAUCAUCUUCCACGAUCCUGCCCUUCUUCUCAAGUUCACAUCGUAUCUCAGUGCAUAUCGAGUUUCAUCUAUACCGAUAUUGGUCUAUUAUCUAGACUCCAUUAAAGCCCUAAAAGCAAUAAAAUACUCAAACGCCAUUGCAGAGGCCUUGGAACCCAUUCCGGGCAUCAAUUUUACAUCCGAGCCAUCGUGGCGCACACAAAAUUCUGACUUGGAAGAAAAGUCGCAAAAAGCUUUUGACUUACUAGUCCAAGAAGACUUACCAGCUUUCAUCACUCACACCUACACUCAGACAGUAAGCUUAUCAAUCCAGAGAAGAAUUACUGGGACUCUUCCUUCACACUUGAGAGAGGCAUCGGAAGGCUUAGCUGAAGUAUUCUGCAUGACCGAUCCCUCGCGUCCAGACAAUCCCAUAAUAUUUUCAUCGGAAGAGUUUCAUAAGACUACGCAGUAUGGCCUCUCUUACGUGAUCGGGAGGAACUGUAGGUUUCUCCAAGGUCCCAAGACCAAUCAGUUUAGUAUCCAGCGCAUCAAAGACAAAAUAGAAGCUGGCGUUGAACAUUGUGAAGUUGUCUUGAACUAUCGGCGAGAUGGUUCACCAUUCAUGAACCUCUUCAUGUGUGCACCAUUGUGUGAUAGUAAAGGAAAAAUACGUUACUUCAUUGGUGCUCAAGUUGAUGUGUCAGGUCUAGUUAAAGAAUGCUCUGAGCUCGAAUCAUUUAGACGUCUUGUCGCUCGCGUCGAAGAAGGUGUAACUAACGAAGCUGAAAAUGAUGAAGUAAAGGAUGAAUUCCAAGAAUUGAGUGAAAUGCUUAACCUCCAGGAACUCGACACUGUACGAAAGUGGGGAGGAAGGAUGCACAGGGAACCACAGGACAAUAACUCGGAAACUACAGGGAAUUGGGCCAAGCCACGUCUACUUAUCAACCCAGGCAGUCCUGAUGGUGCUGCAGAGCACGAAGCUGGAUAUGGGCGGUGGCGAGGCAAACUCGAGGGAAUCUAUGAGCACUACCUCUUGGUACGACCCUAUCCAAAUCUACACAUAUUAUUCGCAAGUCCUUCGCUUCGAGUCCCCGGCAUCCUUCAGAGUCCACUCAUGUCAAAAAUUGGCGGCUCCCAAAGAGUCCGUGAUGAGCUCAUGAGAGCAUUUGCCGAUGGGCAUGGCGUCACUGCCAAGGUCAAGUGGGUAUCAAAGUCUGAUCCCGAAGGACGGAGUAGAUGGAUCCACUGUACUCCAUUAAUCGGAGCUAAUGGCGCCAUCGGUGUAUGGAUGGUUGUGAUUGUGAACGACAGUGGCACUAGAUCAACUCGUGGACAUCGUAUGGCUCCGCCAGUAGAUCCAGGACUCGGGCGGACACAGCCCUUUUCGCCUGUCCGCAAGGAUUUUAAUUCAAUGGUGAACAACUUAAGCGCGUUAGGGAUUCGUGAAGGGAGUUUAAUGAGCGAGCCAGAUAGCCCCUUUAGCACUGCAACUUUUGAUCUAAGGGCAGAUUAG
Messenger RNA from Blumeria graminis f. sp. triticale, 2112 nucleotides. The record is from the annotation of a GenBank genome assembly. Lineage: Eukaryota; Fungi; Ascomycota; Leotiomycetes; Helotiales; Erysiphaceae.